Messenger RNA from Psammomys obesus (fat sand rat), 5134 nucleotides. RefSeq names its product collagen type I alpha 2 chain (gene Col1a2). The transcript is spliced from 51 exons. Gene Ontology annotation, molecular function: extracellular matrix structural constituent. The coding region runs from base 166 to 4269 and encodes 1367 amino acids. The record is from RefSeq and is a predicted model, not a curated record. Lineage: Eukaryota; Metazoa; Chordata; Mammalia; Rodentia; Muridae.
UAGGGCAGGUCUGGGCUUUAUUAUUUUAGCACCACGGCAGCGGGAGGUUUCGGCUAAGUUGGAGGGACCCGUCACGAUUGCAUGCCCGCGCCCGCCAGGUGCUAACCUCCGCUGGUGACCCAGGGGCUCUGCGACACAAGGAGUCUGCAUGUCUAAGCCGUAGACAUGCUCAGCUUUGUGGAUGCGCGGACUCUGUUGCUGCUUGCAGUGACUUCGUGCCUAGCAACAUGCCAAUCUUUACGUGAGGGCCCCCCUGGAGAAAGAGGACCACGUGGACAAAGGGGCCCCCCAGGUCCCCCAGGCAAAGAUGGUGUUAACGGUGCUGAUGGCCCUCCCGGCCCUCCUGGCCCCCCUGGCUCCCCUGGCCCUCCUGGCCCCCCUGGUCUGGAUGGGAAAUUUGCUGCCCAGUAUGCUGACAAAGGAGUCUCAUCUGGCCCUGGACCAAUGGGCUUAAUGGGACCCAGAGGCCCUCCUGGUGCUGUCGGAGCCCCUGGCCCUCAAGGUUUCCAAGGACCUGCUGGUGAGCCUGGUGAACCUGGUCAAACGGGUCCGGCAGGCUCUCGUGGUCCAGCUGGCCCUCCUGGCAAGGCUGGUGAGGAUGGUCACCCUGGAAAACCUGGACGACCUGGCGAGCGAGGAGUCGUUGGACCACAGGGAGCUCGUGGUUUCCCUGGGACUCCUGGACUUCCUGGCUUCAAAGGCCUUCGAGGACACAAUGGUCUGGAUGGAUUGAAGGGACAGCCUGGUGCUCAGGGUCUGAAGGGUGAACCUGGUGCUCCUGGUGAAAACGGAACCCCAGGUCAAGCAGGAGCCCGAGGGCUUCCUGGUGAGAGAGGGCGUGUUGGAGCUCCUGGUCCAGCUGGUGCCCGAGGCAGUGAUGGCAGCGUUGGUCCUGUCGGCCCUGCUGGUCCCAUUGGGUCUGCUGGCCCUCCGGGUUUCCCAGGCGCUCCUGGUCCCAAGGGUGAACUCGGGCCUGUUGGUAACCCUGGUCCUUCUGGUCCUGCUGGUCCCCGAGGUGAAGUGGGUCUCCCAGGUCUUUCUGGCCCUGUCGGACCUCCUGGCAAUCCCGGAGCAAAUGGCCUCACCGGUGCUAAGGGUGCUUCUGGACUCCCUGGUGUUGCUGGGGCUCCUGGUCUCCCUGGUCCCCGAGGCAUUCCUGGCCCUGUUGGUGCCGCUGGUGCUACUGGUGCGAGAGGACUUGUUGGUGAGCCUGGUCCUGCUGGCUCCAAAGGAGAGACUGGUAACAAGGGUGAGCCUGGCUCUGCUGGAGCUCAAGGUCUUCCUGGUCCCAGCGGUGAAGAAGGAAAGAGAGGGUCCCCUGGAGAACCUGGGUCUGCUGGUCCCGCAGGGCCUCCUGGGCUGAGAGGCAGCCCUGGUUCUCGGGGUCUUCCUGGAGCUGAUGGCAGAGCUGGUGUGAUGGGCCCUCCUGGUCCUCGAGGUUCAACUGGCCCUGCUGGAGUUCGAGGUCCUAACGGAGAUGCCGGUCGCCCUGGGGAACCUGGUCUCAUGGGACCCAGAGGUCUUCCUGGGUCUCCUGGAAAUGUUGGCCCAUCUGGCAAAGAAGGACCUGUGGGCCUCCCUGGCAUUGAUGGUAGACCUGGACCAAUUGGCCCAGCUGGGCCCAGAGGUGAAGCCGGCAACAUCGGAUUCCCUGGACCCAAAGGUCCCUCUGGUGAUGCGGGCAAACCUGGUGAUAAAGGCCAUCCUGGUCCUGCUGGUGCUCGGGGAGCUCCUGGUCCUGAUGGGAACAAUGGUGCUCAGGGACCUCCUGGACCCCAGGGUGUCCAAGGAGGCAAAGGUGAACAGGGCCCUGCUGGUCCUCCAGGCUUCCAGGGUCUCCCUGGUCCCUCGGGUGCUGCUGGAGAAGCUGGCAAGCCAGGAGAAAGGGGUCUUCCUGGUGAAUUUGGUCUCCCCGGUCCUGCUGGCCCAAGAGGAGAACGUGGUCCCCCAGGUGAAAGUGGGGCUGCUGGCCCUUCUGGUCCUAUUGGAAGCCGAGGUCCCUCUGGAGCCCCAGGGCCUGAUGGAAACAAGGGUGAAGCUGGUGCAGUCGGUGCUCCGGGCACCGCUGGGGCCUCUGGUCCUGGUGGGCUUCCAGGAGAGAGGGGUGCUGCUGGCAUACCUGGAGGCAAGGGAGAAAAGGGUGAGACGGGUCUCAGAGGUGAAAUCGGCAAUCCUGGUAGGGACGGUGCUCGUGGUGCUCCUGGUGCUGUAGGUGCCCCUGGUCCUGCUGGAGCCACUGGUGACCGGGGUGAAGCUGGUGCUGCUGGUCCUGCUGGGCCCCCUGGUCCUCGAGGUAGCCCUGGUGAACGUGGUGAGGUUGGUCCUGCUGGCCCCAAUGGAUUUGCUGGUCCUGCUGGUGCUGCUGGCCAACCUGGUGCUAAAGGAGAAAAGGGAACCAAAGGGCCUAAGGGUGAAAAUGGUGUCGUUGGUCCUGCUGGACCUGUUGGAGCUGCUGGGCCAUCUGGUCCAAAUGGCCCCCCUGGUCCUGUUGGAGGUCGUGGUGAUGGAGGGCCCCCUGGUAUGACUGGCUUCCCUGGUGCUGCUGGACGAACUGGUCCCCCUGGACCCAGUGGUAUUACUGGCCCUCCUGGCCCCCCUGGUGCUCCUGGUAAAGAAGGGAUCCGUGGCCCUCGUGGUGACCAAGGUCCAGUUGGCCGAACCGGAGAAACAGGUGCAUCUGGACCCCCUGGAUUUACUGGUGAAAAGGGUCCCUCUGGAGAACCUGGCACUGCAGGACCCCCUGGCACCGCAGGUCCUCAGGGUCUUCUUGGUGCUCCCGGUAUUCUGGGUCUCCCUGGCUCUAGAGGUGAACGUGGUCUUCCAGGUAUCGCUGGCUCUCUGGGUGAACCUGGUCCUGUGGGCAUAGCAGGCCCUCCUGGGGCCCGUGGUCCCCCUGGUGCUGUGGGUAGUCCUGGUGUUAAUGGUGCCCCUGGCGAAGCUGGUCGUGAUGGUAACCCUGGCAACGAUGGUCCCCCAGGUCGCGAUGGUCUACCUGGACACAAGGGAGAGCGUGGUUAUCCUGGCAACAUUGGUCCUGCUGGUGCUGUCGGCGCUCCAGGUCCUCACGGGUCUGUGGGUCCUGCUGGGAAACAUGGAAACCGUGGUGAGCCUGGUCCUGCUGGUUCUGUUGGUCCUGUUGGUGCUGUUGGUCCAAGAGGUCCUAGUGGUCCUCAAGGUAUUCGAGGUGACAAAGGAGAGGCCGGUGAUAAAGGGCCCAGAGGUCUUCCUGGCAUAAAGGGACACAAUGGAUUGCAGGGUCUUCCCGGUCUUGCUGGCCUACAUGGUGACCAAGGUGCUCCUGGCCCCGUGGGUCCUGCAGGUCCCAGGGGUCCUGCUGGUCCUUCUGGCCCUGUUGGUAAAGAUGGUCGAUCUGGACAUCCUGGACCAGUGGGGCCUGCUGGUGUUCGUGGCUCUCAGGGUAGCCAAGGUCCCGCUGGUCCUCCUGGUCCCCCUGGUCUUCCUGGGCCCCCUGGUGCCAGUGGAGGUGGAUAUGACAUUGGUUUCGAUGGAGACUUCUACAGAGCUGACCAGCCUCGCUCACAGCCUUCACUGAGACCCAAGGACUAUGAAGUUGAUGCAACUCUGAAAUCCCUCAAUAACCAGAUUGAGACCCUUCUCACUCCUGAAGGCUCUAGAAAGAACCCUGCCCGCACAUGCCGGGACUUAAGACUCAGCCACCCAGAGUGGAACAGCGAUUACUACUGGAUUGAUCCUAACCAAGGAUGCACUAUGGAUGCCAUCAAAGUAUACUGUGAUUUCUCCACUGGUGAAACCUGCAUCCAGGCCCAACCUGUAAGCAUCCCAGCCAAGAACUCAUACAGCAGGGCCCAGGCCAACAAACACGUCUGGCUAGGAGAAACUAUCAAUGGUGGCAGCCAGUUUGAAUACAACAUGGAAGGAGUGACUUCCAAGGAAAUGGCGACUCAACUUGCCUUCAUGCGCCUGCUAGCUAACCGUGCCUCUCAGAACAUCACCUACCACUGCAAGAACAGCAUCGCAUACCUGGAUGAGCAGACAGGCAGCUUGAAUAAGGCUGUGGUUCUGCAGGGCUCCAAUGACGUCGAACUUGUUGCUGAGGGCAACAGCAGGUUCACCUACAGUGUCCUCGUAGAUGGCUGCUCCAAAAAGACAAGUGAAUGGGGCAAGACAAUCAUCGAAUACAAAACAAAUAAGCCAUCUCGCCUGCCGUUCCUUGACAUUGCUCCUUUGGACAUUGGUGGUGCUGACCAAGAAUUCCGUGUGGAAGUUGGCCCAGUUUGUUUCAAAUAAGUGAACUCUACCUAAAUUAAAAACUAAAAAAAAAAAAUACCUGAAAAACCUUUCUCUUUGCCAUUUCUUCCUUUAAAAAAAAACUGAAAGCUGAAUCCUUCCAUGUCUUCUUCUAAGCACCUAAAUCUUAAACUGUGGGCGAAAGAGAAGGAUUGGUCAGAGCAGUGUGCAAUAUGAUCCAGUUAAGCCCUCUCCCCGGCCCCCCUCCCAAAAUAUUUGCAGUGUUGUUUUUGUUUUUUUUUAAACACUCUGACACCUGUUGUGGAAACUGUCAACCUUUGUAAGAAAACCAAAAUAAAAAUUGAAAAAUAAAAUAAAAUAAAAAAAACCAUGAACACUCGCACCACUUGUGGCUUCUGACUAUCUUCCAGAGGGAAGUUUAGAACCCAAACUUCCAAAGGUUUAAACUACCUCAAGAUGCUUUCCUGUGAGUGUAGACCAUCUCGAUGGGAGUUGACCCAGACAGACAUGAACCGAGCUACUUGCUCUGUUUUGCUUGUGAUACAAAGGUGCUAACAGUAUUUUAGAUACUUGAAGAAUGCUGAUGGUGCUAGAAGAAUUACAGAAGAAAUGAUCCUCCAUAUUGAGGUGCAUUGUGUGGAUUUUUAAAUUUGAUAUAGCAGCCUCCUAUUUCCCAUGGAGUCCCCAGCUAAAGGUAUGCAGAUCAUUUGCCCAAAGUUUUCUCUUCUUUAGAUUCAGCAUUUGUCCUUUGCCAGCCUCAUUUUCAUUCUUUUCCCAAUGGUUCCAAAGAAGUCUUGUUUCUUAGACAAGCAGAAAAAUUAAAUUGUACCUAUUUUGUAUAUGUGAGAUGUUUAAAUAAAUUGUGAAAAGUGAAAUAAAGCAUGUUUGGUUUUCCAAAAGAAAA